CGAUCGCAAAGGGAGUGGCUGUGAACCAAGAGGCUACAGGAGCAGAAGGGCAUUUGAGUAUAUUGUGGGCUCAGAGGCAUCAUGGCAGGAGAAUUCACCGGGAAAGAAGUUUACGAAAAAAAAUUCUGCCCUAAAAAUUAUUUAAACAUGUAUCUAUCUUUUGAAUCUGGUGACUCUCUGAACUGCAGAACUGUAUUCGCUAUUAUUCUGGACAAGCUCCACAAGGCAUUCGCUAAAGGUGGCAUCCGAGGAGACACCUUGAUCGAUAUUGGCAGCGGCCCGUCCAUCCACCAGCUCCUUUCCGCCUGUGAGUCCUUCAAAGAGAUCAUCGUCAGUGAUUUCCUUGAGCAGAACCAAGAGGAGAUGAAGAAGUGGCUGAAAAAAGAUCCGGAAACUUUCGACUGGGCCCCGGUGUUGAAAUAUGUUUGCCAGCUGGAGGGAGACAGGGAGAAGUGGAUGGAAAAAGAGGAGAAGCUCAGGAAGGCCAUCAAACAAGUUCUGAAAUGUGACGUGACUUUGGCCAACCCUUUUGACCCGGUGGAGAUCCAUCCGGCUGACAGUGUCCUCUCCACUUACUGCAUAGAAGCAGCUUGUAAAGAUCUCGACACUUACCAUUUGGCCAUGAAGAAUGUGGGCUCUUUGGUCAAACCUGGGGGACACCUCAUCUUGGUGGUGGCUCUUGAAGAAACCUUCUACAUGGUGGGACCACACAAGUUCUCCUCCCUUUACCUGACACCAGAAGUGGUUAGAGAUGUUCUGAAAGGGGCUGGCUUUGAUAUUGUGUCCUCUGAGGUCCACCUGCAUGAUAUUCACUUGUCUAUCUCAGAUUCCAAAAGCACAUUGUUCCUAGUGGCCCAGAAGCCCCAUGAGACCCAGUGAGUUAGUGAAAAAGGAAAGCCGUUAACCAAAUGUAAGCCAUAAACGUAGCUCAUUCUUCAGGUCUGUGCCAGAAGCAAAUAUCAGGUGAUGAAGAAAACAAAAUGAAUACUUUUGAGAACCUUAGACAGAUGGUUAUGAAUAGGAUGGGAAAAUAAUUAAAUACUCAAACAUACUGAGGUAUAAAUAUAUUCAAUAGUAUCCCUGUAUCUUGAGAAGUCAAGGGUAGAGAUUCUUGGAAGGGAAUGGGAAGGUGAUGGGAUGGGAUAGGGGAAAAAUACUUGUAUUUUGAUUGUUGAAUUUCGAAGAUUGAAUGUUGCUAUGUAUGUAUAUAUAAUUUUAAAACUUUCCAAAAAAGAAGCAAAUAUCAGGUAUUACCAUGUCCGUGAAUUGGUGAAUCAAGUCAAGGUUUUAAUCUGCAUUUUAAUGAGGCCUCCCUGGUGCUGAAGCUCAUUCCUAAGUAACUCCAGAACCUUGGAGAGCUCCAUUAAAACUAUCCAAAACCUGAAAGGGAUUCACUGACUACCGAUAUGGGAGUCAAUAGUAACAAUUGUUUUUUGGAGGCAACAAUUUUUAGAAAACACCAAUGGCGACGUUGUCUUGUGGGUUCUGGGAAUUGUAACACUUAGAAAAGUAACCAUUUUCCAAAACCAUAUCAAUGGGUACAGGAAAACAGAUUUCAGGUCAUGGAAUAUAUGUUUGUGUGUGU
Molecule: messenger RNA, 1585 nt
Organism: Anolis sagrei ordinatus
Lineage: Eukaryota; Metazoa; Chordata; Lepidosauria; Squamata; Anolidae
Product: nicotinamide N-methyltransferase-like
Cellular component (GO): cytosol
Molecular function (GO): N-methyltransferase activity
Source: RefSeq, a predicted model, not a curated record